AUGAAAUCAUCGAGGUUUGUUUCCUACCUGAUCUUUGUAUUCUGUGCAUGUAUUGUAGCGGAAUCGCGGUCAAUUGCGCCCAGAAACGCAAGUAGUGCUAGGAUCACAUCCAUUUUCGCAUUUGGUGAUUCAUACACCGAUAAUGGCUCAUUCAAUGAUUUCUACAUGAGCAAUACGGAUGAGAUCAAUCGAGCAAGCUUAAGAACAGCUACUGCACCCAGGAUUAAAAGAGAGGCGGAUGGCCCAUUAUGGGUUGAGUACCUUGCAGGGUUAAUGGACGACGCUUAUCUGUACGAUUUUGCGAGAUCAGGUGCAACUGCAAAUAAUAAAUUGAUUUUGAGAAACACAGAGGAUAUGGACACUCAAGUGAACAGAUACUUGAGAUCUGGUGCAGCAAGGGAACCCAAAGAAAACUCGCUCUUUACCAUAUGGAUAGGUGUUAAUGACAUGACAGACUUGUUCAGCAAGCAUCCUUUAGACACGCCUCAAAGACAACGCAUCAUCAAUGGUAUCAUGACUACUAUCCGUUACGAUAUGGAGAAACUAUACAACGUAGGAGCAAAGAAUAUGCUACUUCUUGGACUGAUUCCAUUAGAGAAUCUGCCUGUGUAUUGUCAAUUGACGCCUGAGACAAGACAUCAGCUGCAAACGCUAGUAUCAGAAUACAACACGAGACUCGCUGAAACUCUGCGCCAUUUUAAGGCUGAUAAGCCAGAUGUGAAUGCAUCAUUCUUUGAUAUGAAUAUGCUAUUCAAGCAGCUUUUUGAUAAUGAACAAUUUGAAAGCAAUGCCUUAUCGCAUUGCAACAAGAAGGCAGAUUGUGGAGACCGUAUAUGGUGGGAUCAUUUGCAUCCUUCCACUAAAACGCAUGCAAAGUUGGCAGAGGCACUAUACCUUUAUAUUAGUUUACUUGAAUGGUAA
Mucor velutinosus is the source of this 921-nucleotide messenger RNA. RefSeq names its product G-patch domain-containing protein. The transcript has 6 exons. The record is from RefSeq and is a predicted model, not a curated record. Lineage: Eukaryota; Fungi; Mucoromycota; Mucoromycetes; Mucorales; Mucoraceae. Gene Ontology annotation, molecular function: hydrolase activity, acting on ester bonds. The coding region runs from base 1 to 921 and encodes 306 amino acids.